CUGUGCUUGUAAUGUGCUUGACAUCUCCAGUUUUGACUUAAAAUUUUUCGAAAGUCAUGAAAUGAAUUGUAAUGUUUCAUGUUUUAAUUGUUUCAAUUCUAACGAAAUCGUGGUUUGUGGUUAAAUAUUGUAAUUUCUAAGUCGCGGUAAAACAUUAAGAUAUAACAAUGGAGCUUACAGCAGAAGGUAAAACUCCAGAGUACAUGGCAUUAGCCGGAAUAAAGUUUAAGUUGACAAUCUCGGAAUUGAAAAACGACCCGGUUCUAAGGGAUCAGCUACUUCAAGGUAUUAAAGCUGGUAACAUGGCUCCAUAUUACAAAGAAGUUUGUACGGACUUAGGGUGGACCUUUGACCAAAAGUUGUUUGAUGAAAUGGCUAAAGAAAACCAAGACAGACUUUCAAAGUUCCAGGAAGACGACUCUGAAACUCCUGUAUGGCAAGAUAGAUUAGAUUAUCUGUGUUCCAUUGGUGACAAAGAUGCUGCAACUGCGUUAGCCCAAUCUAAAUAUGAAGACUCCACAUUGACAACCAACAGGAGACUUGAUGCUAUAUUUGCUCUAUUCAGAAUUUCAUACUUCCAUGGAUGUAAUGUCAAAGAUAUGGGCAAAUACAUCAAUAAGGCCCAUGAGUUAGUAGACAAAGGCGGUGAUUGGAGGUCCCGCAACAAACUUAAGGCAUAUGAGGCUAUCUACUGUUUAGCAGUGAGGGAUUACAGUCGUUCAGCAGAUCUUUUUAUUGACUGUGUUUCAACAUUUGAGUCAUAUGAAUUGGUUGAUUUUGGGACCAUAAUUCAAUACUGCGUGUUGGCUUGUGCGUUGGCUCUCGAGCGCCACGCGUUGCAAGCGGCUUUGCGUCGCCAAGGCGCGGCGGUGCAAGCUCUACGCUCGCGAUUCCCAGAACUAAGGGAAUUGGUUGAGUCACUUCAUGAGUGUCGGUACGCUGAUUUUAUGAAGAGUCUUGCUUGGGUGGAAACUCAGAUUUGCGUGGACCCCGUGUUCCGUCCGCACUACCAGCACUACGUGCGCGAAGCGCGCAUUAAGGCGUACGUUCAACUGUUACGCGCGUAUCGCUCGCUCAGUCUUGACAACAUUGCCGACACCUUUGGAGUAACCAGGGAAUUCAUUGAAGAUGAGAUUUCUACUUUUACAGCGGCCGGCCGUCUCCAAUGUCGUAUAGAUGCAGUGGCGGGUUGUGUGGUCACAGGCGCUGGUCGCGGCGCUGAUGCCGAUCGUUCGCAUCUCUACCAAGCCACCAUUCGCGAGGGUGACUUACUGCUUAAUAGAGUCAAGAAACUCGCUAGUGUCAUUAACUUCUAGUUUUAUAUGGAUGUCUAAUUAUCAUACUUGAAUACUUCUUACAUAAAUGAAAUAGAGUCUUUAAUAAAACUUUUUUUUAUUUUGUAGAAUGGUUUGUCUAUUGUAUGAACUAAUACUAACUCUGUGGUCUUCACAGAUCACAGUGUAUAUUUAAUGUAAUGGUUAAGAUGAUUUCCUUGCGAAUACAACAAAUACAUUACUUUUUUGUACUAAAG
This is a messenger RNA of Pieris brassicae (large cabbage white), 1531 nucleotides long. RefSeq names its product 26S proteasome non-ATPase regulatory subunit 6 (gene Rpn7). Lineage: Eukaryota; Metazoa; Arthropoda; Insecta; Lepidoptera; Pieridae. Gene Ontology annotation, cellular component: proteasome regulatory particle. The record is from RefSeq and is a predicted model, not a curated record. Gene Ontology annotation, biological process: proteasome-mediated ubiquitin-dependent protein catabolic process. The transcript has 7 exons. The coding region runs from base 168 to 1316 and encodes 382 amino acids.